Messenger RNA from Dictyostelium discoideum AX4, 222 nucleotides. RefSeq lists its product as hypothetical. Bases 1 to 222 code for a protein of 73 amino acids. The record is from RefSeq and is a predicted model, not a curated record. The transcript has 3 exons. NCBI's taxonomy places the organism in Eukaryota, Evosea, Eumycetozoa, Dictyosteliales, Dictyosteliaceae.
AUGAAUAUCCAAUUAAAAACAAAUAAAAAUAAAAGAAUAAAAAUAUUAUUAUUGUCAUUAAAUAUUUCGUGGGUAGUAUCAGAAAAUAAAUAUGAAGUGCAAUGUGUUCUUGAUUGUCUUGAUCAUGACCCAAAUUAUACAAUUGAUUGUACAGACGUUUAUAAAGGAACUGCUUGUAAAAAUAUUAUUAGAAGAUGCAAAGCUAGUUGCGCAAAACAUUAA